This is a messenger RNA of Colletes gigas, 2185 nucleotides long. RefSeq lists its product as uncharacterized. Bases 362 to 2071 code for a protein of 569 amino acids. Gene Ontology annotation, biological process: intracellular signal transduction; phosphatidylinositol phosphate biosynthetic process. Gene Ontology annotation, cellular component: phosphatidylinositol 3-kinase complex. The transcript has 2 exons. NCBI's taxonomy places the organism in Eukaryota, Metazoa, Arthropoda, Insecta, Hymenoptera, Colletidae. The record is from RefSeq and is a predicted model, not a curated record. Gene Ontology annotation, molecular function: 1-phosphatidylinositol-3-kinase regulator activity.
GGGGAGUGCGAGAGGCCAAGAACAACUUCUAAAUGGGGGCUUGGCCUUCUAACGUUGCGAAACGUUCGUGGAAAAGCGGCUCUGUGCCGCUUUACUAACACUCGGAUGUCUCUAUGCCACGUGGCCCAUUAAAACACAAUGAGAAAGGAAGGCGACUGUGGUGCCCGCGACAAUGUCGAAAGAGAUUCGUCUCUAUUCCUGUCGAGAUCACCGGAGAAUGCAACACCUGGUCAUAAACUCUGAACCGUGGUGUCGUACGUGGAAGUUGGAACACAAUGUUUGGUCGAUUUCUUAAAUAACCCCGUGUGAUACUAGCAAGAUUCAAGACUGUGUUAUGCUAAAAAUAACAUAACUGCACAAAAUGCUGACAGUGAUGUGUCCAAACUGUCGUCACCGGUUUCCAGCUCCAGGUUGUUGCGAGCCUCAAAGAAUGGAAAAAGAUAAUGCUUUAAUUCAUCCAACAACCUGUUACUAUGGUGGCCUUUUGGUUCCUAAGGGGUACACCAGUGGUGGUGGCUGUUUCAUAAAUGCUCCAACUAUUAUUCAUAGUCAACCUAUUAUAAAUUCCUUUAACUAUCCAUCGAUGGCAUUAGAUUUGGAAAAACCAAGAACUGACAAACAAAAGAAUGGUGUCCUCCAAAGAUCUGAAAAGAAUGCUCGUAUUCUUGGAUUUCCAAUAAUUAAUGAAGAUAUUGGAAAGAAUCAAAAUUCUGGGUGUCAAAUCACAACAAGCAGCGAAUUAACUGGUGGAAGUGUAACAAUAGCGACACCAAGCAUACAGUCUGGGGGUUGUUUAAUUCAAAGCACAGAUUCUGGAAUCCUUAUGCAAACGCCGCACGUAGAAAUCCGUCCAAAACUAUCUGGUGGUGGAUGUUUUGUGCAAAAUACAUUAUCAGCUGAAAAUCAAGAAGUUUCGACCACACUUCCAGAACCAAAAGAAAAUACAGAUUGUAAUGACAGAAUGAUUUUAUUACCGCCAAGUGGAUGUCAAGAAUUGCCAGGAACUCGAAGAAAUAUCCUACCACAAAAGACAGAAGGAAAAACUACAGCAGCAAACCUCACAGGAGGGAGCAAUGAAAAGCCAGUUCUCUCAAAUUUUCAAGUUACCAGCAUGCCAAUGAUGCAAUUCCAAACCAAAAGUGCUCAGAAAAAUGAACAAGAAUUAGAGCAAGGAAAAAACUUAAAUUGCUGCUGUAAUCACGUUCAAAAUCUUUACCACAUUAAAUCGAAUAGCCCUCGAGUUUCUGAAAAUCGUAAUUCCAUGCUCUUAGACUCUGAUUCAGGAGUUCAAAUUCAAGUGAAUGCAACUGUACAGAUACCUGCAAAUUUAGGACAGUGCACAGUGAAUAUCACUGCAUCUACCACAAAUUCCCCUAGUUCCUUAUCAAGUAUAGCUUCAAGGACUAGAAAUAAUUUUAAUGGUGGAGGUUUGGUACAGGAAAAUGAGGUUCAGAAUAAUGAAGAAAAUUUUGAAGACAGGAGAGACAGAACCCCAACUACACCAGUUUCAUGGAUAAUGCCUUGUCCCUGGAGUUUUGAUAGUUACAUGAUAGACAGAGAUGCAGCUAGACUUUGCGAAGUUAAAAGACUUCUACAAACUUGUGGUUGGUACCAUGAAGGGCUUAGUUGGCAACAAAGUGAAAAUUUAUUGAAGAAUGCUGCAAUUGGACGAUGGUUAAUGAGAGACAGUUCCGAUAUCAGAUAUACGUUUGCUGUAUCUGUACAAACUGCUAGGGGGCCUACUUCUGUUAGAGUUCACUAUUUUGUGGGACAGUUCCGAUUAGAUGCUGAGCCGAGACUUGCUUUCGCAAUUCCACUCUUUGACUGUCCAAUCAAAAUGCUAGAAUACUAUGUAGAAUAUUCAAAAAGCGUUGAUGAGCAUAGAAAGGAGGUUUGGGUAGAUUAUAGUGGUCAACUUUAUAGUGAAAUUUAUUUGACAAAACCUUUAAUUAAGGAAGUUAGGUCUCUUAGUCAUUUGGCCAGACUCGUUGUUAAUAGGUGCAAACUGUCGACUGAACACUUGCCACCACUAAUUAAAAAUUACCUUGCAGAAUAUCCGUACACUCUUUGAGAAAUUAUUUUUAAUGUUAUUCUUCUGAUUUCUGGAGUUAUCUAUUGACUUUUUCAAAGUUUUAUAAUUUAUUUAAUAAAUUAAUCAAUGACAUAAUGUUAAAAUUAAUAUAUA